AUGGAUUCCGAUGACGAAAGCUUCGGGGAGCACGAUUCAGGAAAUGUGUCCAGCGGGGACGACGAUUUUGCCAUGGACGUGGACAUAAAUAAUCCACGGGACCGCGGCCAGGAAACCGAUGAAUAUCCGUACGACGUACUUACGACCGAUGAAAUCGUUCAGCAUAUGGUCGACUGCAUCAAGGACGUAAAUACGGUAGUGGAGAUACCAGCCACCAUCACUCGUAUUCUAUUAAACCACUUCAAGUGGGAUAAGGAAAAGCUAAUGGAACGAUUUUACGACGGCGAUCAGGAUAAACUAUUCAAGGAUGCGCAUGUCAUCAAUCCCUUCCGAAAGCAAAGUUUAGCGCUCAAGCCAAAGAUAAAAAAAUCCAGAACAGAGGAUUGUGAAAUUUGCUACUCGACGUUCCCUCCCAGCAUGAUGACCGGUCUGGAAUGCGGACAUCGUUUCUGUACGCAAUGCUGGCAAGAGUACCUGACGACAAAGAUCGUGGAAGAGGGGCUCGGUCAAUCGAUAGCGUGCGCGGCUCAUGCAUGUGAUAUUUUGGUCGAUGAUGAAACUGUAAUGCGAUUGGUGCAGGAUUCACGAGUGAGACUCAAAUACCAGCAUCUUAUCACCAACAGUUUUGUGGAGUGUAAUCGUUUGUUACGAUGGUGCCCAUCGGCCGAUUGUACCUACGCUAUUAAGGUGCAGUACGUUGAUCCCCGCCCAGUCGUCUGCAAGUGCAACCAUGUGUUCUGCUUUGAGUGUGGGGAAAACUGGCAUGAUCCGGUGCAGUGUCGGUUACUGAAAAAAUGGAUUAAAAAGUGUGAUGACGAUUCCGAAACUUCCAAUUGGAUUGCCGCCAAUACAAAGGAAUGUCCGAAGUGUAACGUAACAAUUGAAAAGGACGGCGGUUGCAAUCACAUGGUAUGCAAAAAUCAAAAUUGUAAACACGAUUUUUGCUGGGUGUGUCUUGGAUCCUGGGAACCACACGGUUCAUCCUGGUAUAAUUGUAACCGAUAUGACGAAGAUGAAGCGCGUGCGGCUCGUGAUGCUCAGGAAAAACUGCGUUCAACAUUGGCAAGAUAUCUCCACUAUUAUAACCGUUACAUCAACCAUAUGCAGUCUCUUAAAUUUGAGCAUAAGUUGUAUGCGGCUGUCAAAGAAAAGAUGGAAGAAAUGCAACAGCAUAACAUGUCUUGGAUUGAGGUUCAGUUUUUGAAGAAAGCCGUCGACAUUCUUUGUCAAUGUCGCCAGACUCUGAUGUGCACCUAUGUGUUUGCUUACUAUCUUAAAAAGAACAAUCAGUCGCUAAUAUUUGAGGAAAAUCAAAAGGAUCUGGAGACGGCAACUGAAACGCUGUCGGAGUAUUUGGAGCGUGACAUUACGUCGGAAAAUUUGGCAGGCAUCAAACAGAAAGUACAGGACAAAUACAGAUACUGCGAGAAGCGACGAAAAGUGUUGCUGGACCACGUUCACGAAGGUUACGAGAAGGACUGGUGGGAAUACACCAAUUGAUGAUGAUGAAUUUGAGUCCGUUCUUUUUUUGGUGCGUUUGACUUAACGUAUAAAACAUCUAAUAAUUUAUUUACUUGAGUAACCACA
Molecule: messenger RNA, 1587 nt
Organism: Anopheles nili
Lineage: Eukaryota; Metazoa; Arthropoda; Insecta; Diptera; Culicidae
Gene: ari-1
Product: E3 ubiquitin-protein ligase ariadne-1
Exons: 9
Coding region: 1-1500 (499 amino acids)
Biological process (GO): ubiquitin-dependent protein catabolic process; protein polyubiquitination; positive regulation of proteasomal ubiquitin-dependent protein catabolic process
Cellular component (GO): ubiquitin ligase complex; nucleus; cytoplasm
Molecular function (GO): ubiquitin protein ligase activity; zinc ion binding; ubiquitin conjugating enzyme binding
Source: RefSeq, a predicted model, not a curated record